CAAACACUCGAGUUUCGGGAUCAUCGCCACCCGUUUGUGACGGGAUCGUUUCCUUCUUACACCCAAAAGCACACCACGACAACGGUCGGCAGCCGCAAGAUUGUCGCCAACAGUCAACAGUUCUACAUGAUGACGAUGGACGUCACAAAGCCCGAACCGCCCUCGGUGACGGCGGGGAUGGGCGGGGGGCCGGUCGGGGCCGGAGCCUCGACCGCCAUGGCUCUCAACGGGCUCGUCCCGACGGUUUCGGCCGGACCGCAACAGUCGCAGCAGCAGCAACAGGCGCCGCUGGGCCCGGGACCGGGAACAGGUAAUCAGCAACAGCAGGGCCCCGGGGCCGGUGUCGGCGGGCAGGUGAUUCCCCCGGGAGCCCAGCAUCCUCAGCAGCAACAGCAGCAGCAGCAGGGCCAGCAGCAGCUCUGCGCCGGCUGCGGCAAGCACAUCCAGGAUCGCUAUCUGCUGCGGGCCCUCGACCUGCUCUGGCACGAGGACUGCCUCAAGUGCGGCUGCUGCGACUGCCGCCUCGGCGAGGUCGGCUCCACGCUCUACACCAAGGGCAACCUGAUGCUCUGCAAGCGGGACUAUCUACGCCUCUUCGGCAACACCGGCUUCUGUGCCGCGUGCAACAAGGUCAUACCGGCGUUCGAGAUGGUAAUGCGGGCCCGCAACAACGUCUACCACCUGGAGUGCUUCGCCUGCCAGCAGUGUAACCAUCGUUUCUGCGUUGGCGACAAGUUCUACCUGUGCGAGAACAAGAUCCUGUGUGAGUACGACUACGAGGAGCGGCUGGUGUUCGCCUCGAUGGCCAACCAUCCGAUGCUGAAGCGCCAGAUGAGCCAGGGUGGCGGUGCGUCGGGCGGCGGUGGUGCCGGUUCGGCGGGCGGCCAUCCGGGAAUGCAGAACGGCCACGGCAAUGGUGGAGCCGGCGGCGGCGGAGGUUCGAUCGGCGGUGGUGGAGGAGGCGGUGGAGGUGGUGGUGGUGGUGGUGGGCAGCAGCAGCAGCAGGGACAGCAGCCCCAGGGGCAACAGCAGCAGCAGCAGGGACAGCAGAGCAUGCUCGCCUCGCCGCAGAAGCAACAGCAGAACGGCACGAACGGAAACCCGCUGAUGGGGCUGGUGGGCCAGCGGGGAGGCCCGGGUGCUGGGGGCGAUCUGAACAACAACAACAACAGCUUGACCGCGGCCCUCGCCGGAGGGCCCACCCCCUUCGGCACGGCCGCCCAUCUGAAGGCGACGCUCAGCACGGCUAGUUAAAUUUUCCAACCGCGCUUCCAAUUGGCCAACGAAAAGAAGUAGUAAGUCCGAGCCGACGAGACAGAGUGGGUGAAAGAGAGCGUGCGGAGUGGGAGACAAACAGUGCAAGGAAAACCGAGUGAAGAUGGGUACGUCUCUCGGCACGAGGAAAACUGAACCGUUUCCACCGAAGAAGGAGGAGCGAAAACGAAAAGCCGCUAGAUCAACUCGCCUACUUCAACAUGCGAUCGUGUUUCACUUCAACUAUCAAACGUUCGAACGUCUUCCGGUAGGUGCUCGAGCCUGCAUGGCAAGCUACUACUUUCCAUCUCGGUAGCUUGUAGCAGUUGGUGUGGAUGAAAACUUUACGCAACAGGGCUUAUUAUGAAACUCGAACGUUAGAGAGUCCUUCGCAAAGUCUUGUGUUAUGGAAAUUGUCAAAC
This is a messenger RNA of Anopheles coustani, 1676 nucleotides long. RefSeq names its product LIM/homeobox protein Lhx8-like. The coding region runs from base 127 to 1254 and encodes 375 amino acids. Gene Ontology annotation, cellular component: nucleus. Gene Ontology annotation, biological process: positive regulation of transcription by RNA polymerase II. NCBI's taxonomy places the organism in Eukaryota, Metazoa, Arthropoda, Insecta, Diptera, Culicidae. The transcript has 4 exons. Gene Ontology annotation, molecular function: DNA-binding transcription factor binding; transcription coactivator activity. The record is from RefSeq and is a predicted model, not a curated record.